Falco peregrinus (peregrine falcon) is the source of this 6159-nucleotide messenger RNA. It is a transcript of the gene ZC4H2, whose product is annotated as zinc finger C4H2-type containing. Lineage: Eukaryota; Metazoa; Chordata; Aves; Falconiformes; Falconidae. The record is from RefSeq and is a predicted model, not a curated record. Bases 1231 to 1905 code for a protein of 224 amino acids. The transcript is spliced from 5 exons. Gene Ontology annotation, cellular component: nucleus. Gene Ontology annotation, biological process: positive regulation of neuron differentiation.
CUCUAAAUUCUGUCCAUCUUUAUUUUUCACCUCCUUUCCAGAGUCCCAGACCAGACACCAGCAAGUCUGAUCAGUGCAGAGUAGAGGUUAAGUACUUCCAGUGCUUUCCAUAUAACACUCCUCUAAUAUCUUCCAGAAUAACUGCCCUGUUGUCAUCAGCCUCACACUACUGACUGAUGAGAGGUCUGCUAUACCCACUAAGACUAAAGUACCACUGAUUGUACAUUUGCAACAGACAGAGGCGUAUGUUUGCAGAAUUUGGUUUUCCUACUGACUGUCUAGACCUUCAGGUUAACGUUCACUCUGAUGCACUGAACUUUCAGCCCAGCACAACCAUCAGAGCUGGUAACCUUCAGGGUAAAUGCUUGGGCAUAUAGGUCAUGAAUUUACCCUGUGGAUCCCUUAGGACAGAUCCUGAAAGAGACCUUUUAAAGUGUUGAGAUAUAACUGUUACCUUCCUAACUUAAAAUACAGUGUUUAGUACAUUACAGUAGCUGAAGGAAAAUAAUGACCUGGCUGAGGAAAGGUUGAGAGCCUAUUCAUCAGGCUCUGUAAAGUGCUCUGAUAUCCUUGGCUAGAAUAUCCAUAGAACGACAAAUGGUUGCUUUCCUCAAUCCAACAGUUUUAUUUGCAUUUUGUCUUUCUUUUCUAUACUUACCAGUGCUACAUAGAGUAGCAGAAAUAAAAAAAGAAAACCCUAAAGAACAAAAUGUGUCUUUUCUGGACUCCAGACACAGUCACAUCACUAUCAUCUAGUAUCAUCUAGUAGAAACCAGCAUUGUAGCAAUGAUGACUACAGCAGGCCUGUGUCAAAAAAGUUUUAAAUCAAAAUCGUGAACUCACUCAGCGGUCUCUUAGUGCAUAUUCUAUAAUUUUAAGGAAAUGCUAAACAUUGCACAGGUCUCAGGAGGCCUUCCGAUCUUUGUGCACUCCCAACAACCUUUGACAUAAUGAGCUGUGACAAAUUGAUUUAAAAUACAGUUGCAGGAAGAAGGGCAGCAAAGCUCUGCUCUGCCUUGUGGGUGUUGUAGUCUUUGGGCUGCUCGCUGCCUGGGCAGCCAUCGGCAGCUGGACUCCAAGUCCCACAGCUCCCACUGGAGCCUACCGCACAGGCUCCGAGGCCGUGCGCUGGGAGGGGGUGACUACAUUGUGUCUAUUGUAUGUUUUUUUCUUUUUUUUUCCCCGGCCUUUUGUACAUUUCACGAGAGGUUUAAAUCGGGAGCGAAAAGCAUGGCAGAUGAGCAAGAAAUCAUGUGCAAACUCGAGAGCAUCAAGGAGAUCAGGAAUAAAACUUUGCAGAUGGAAAAAAUCAAGGCACGACUGAAAGCAGAAUUUGAAGCCCUGGAGUCAGAGGAGAGGCACCUGAAAGAAUACAAACAGGAAAUGGACCUGCUGCUGCAAGAGAAGAUGGCCCACGUGGAGGAGCUGCGACUGAUCCAUGCUGACAUUAACGUGAUGGAGAAUACUAUCAAGCAGUCUGAGAAUGACCUCAAUAAGCUCUUGGAAUCUACUCGUCGCCUGCACGAGGAGUACAAACCCCUGAAGGAACACGUAGAUGCUCUGCGGAUGACUCUGGGAUUGCAGAGGCUGCCAGAUCUAUGCGAGGAGGAAGAGAAACUGUCCCUUGACUACUUUGAAAAGCAGAAAGCGGAAUGGCAGACAGAACCACAGGAGCCUCCCAUCCCAGAGUCUCUGGCUGCAGCUGCAGCGGCUGCCCAACAGCUGCAAGUGGCUAGGAAACAAGAUACCAGACAGACAGCAACGUUCAGACAACAGCCACCUCCAAUGAAGGCAUGUUUAUCCUGUCACCAACAAAUUCAUCGGAAUGCACCUAUAUGUCCACUCUGCAAAGCAAAGAGCCGAUCUCGGAAUCCCAAAAAGCCCAAGAGGAAACAGGAUGAAUGAAACCCAGAUGACUGACAAGCAAACACGUGACCUAUUCCAGUACUCUUCCAGCAGAACUGCAAACGUGGCCAGACUUUACCGAAGUGCAGGCUCAAGUAUGACCAACACAUUUUUUUCUAUUUAAUGCAGUGUAAGCACAAUGUUCCUGUCCUAAUUUCCUUCCAGUCCUUAGGAUUUGGUUUUAGGAAAGUAAGUAUUACUGGUGCUACAGUUUAACAUUUCAAUCAUUCCAUAUUUUGGACUCCUAAACAAAGUACAAUUCUUAUGCAAGUAUCCUAAAUGCCAGGCUAUUCCUAUUGGCCAAAUGUGACUACCACAAAUGCUUUUAUGUUCUUUUGAGAAACAGAUGUUACUAAAAGGUUAUUCUGUUUUCUUCUGAUAACAGGAGACUAUUUGAAGUGCUGAAAUAGCAGACUGUCUGAUUGUUCCACUAAAGGACAAUUUUGUUUUCCAAGCUAGCAAGACCGCUUAGGUUUGGGUAUCCAGUAGAGCUCUUUUUAUACAGAAAAUAUUCAGAGCGAAAAAGAAAUUGGUUAUACAGGACAUCAGUGCAUUAAAGGACACAUGCAAGUUUUGAUUUACUGGAGUUUGAUUGUAUCACUCCCUCAAACUUGACUUAAAAUUUGGAAGGGGAAUCAAGUUGGUGGCUGUGUAUGAAUUUCUCAAAAUAAUGUAAUUUGUGAUGCUUUAAUAUCUUAACAUGGUAUUAUUUUCAGCAGUCAGAUGACUAAUUGACUUAAGUACAAGGCUCAAAUGAACUGUAUUAGUGGCCCUCCUAGGCCCUACGGCCAACCAGCUCACUGUGCUUCUUUACGAAACAUGCAUGAAAUAUCCCAAGUCUCUAUGCACACAGACUGCAACAUCAGCCAUUCUGCAAAGCUUCUGUUCCUGGUUUCUACAGCCAAAAUCUCCCUUGGCAGACAUAUCCUCCACUGAAGCACAGGGAAGGUCAGUAACACGCGCCAGGAACAGCGUCAACUUAAAAUUACAUAUUUCACCAGAACCACCUGGCUUUGGAGUCAUUGCUCCUCAACCAAAAUAUCCUGUUUUUCUAUCUUUUAAUAGGUCAUUUUCAAGCAAGCUCUAUUUCAACGCAGGUUUUUUUCUUGCUUUGUAUGUGUGGCAAUAGAGCCCCGACUAAAGGCUAUUUUAGACCACUCCCUGUAUCAGCGUCUCCCCUUUGCUUCACCUCGCGUAACAACAGUUCCUCCAAUGGAGAGGGCAGCAACCCAACUGCAGAGCUGGGGCUUAGAAUUUACUCAUGUCCAAUCCCAGUUUUGUCACUGCCUUGGUUGUCUAAAUUGAUGUCAAGCAUUAAAUAUUCUUUUUGCUAACUCCAGGAGGCAUGGACUGCCUGCUUACAUUCUUCUCUCUUUAGCCCAGGUUUUCCUCUACUACUAUGCUGGAGUGGUUAUACUGAGAACUUUGCUCGUUCAACAGGAAGAGCAGGGAAGCCCCAAGUCUCCAGCCAGAACUCUGCCAAAUGCUUGGGACUGUAAAAAGCCACAUUAACCAGUUUUGCUGCCUAAAUCACAUAUGUCGCUAUUAAUUUCCCAACUAUGCCAAAAAGUUUAAGAGUAUUUUAUUGAAUAUAGUCCUAUAAUGUAUACCAAGUUCAGUUGGUAAUUCUCCCAUCUUAGAGUCUCAUAGCCAAAUAAAUAUCUGUCAGCAGCAGAGACAGAUCAUGGAUCACACGCCCCUGAAAAUAGGUGAAGAGCAGAUCUUGCUAGCUGAAUGGCUGGGGUUCAGAUUCUGUGAGAUAGCAGUAACAAAGGAUAGCCUGACCCCACGCUCCAAACGGCAGCAGUGCGCAAAGUCUAUCGUUAUGUAUGCUUCCCAGCACAGAUAGUGGAUUCUACUUUUAAAUGUCAGAGCUGGCACAUGCUGCGGGCCCUGUUCAGAACAACUCCUAUUGAGUUUAAAGAAAAAUGCACACAGAGUUUAAGGACAGUAUAUGGACUCCCCCAAAGUGCAUGCAUGAGAGCAGCAUACUUCAAUGACAACUGUACGUAGAUUUCAGUAGUGACAAUGGAGAACAGUCUGCAAUGAAGUAGCGCAAAUAGGAGGAUAGAUGUGUAGAAACUUCGAUUUACAGUUCUGAAAUAGAUGGGGUUAGUCAUAGCUGCUCUCACUUCACUGUUACUUUGCCAGAUCCUUUCUUGGGAGAUGUCUAGAGCUCUAAACUGAAGUGUUUUUAAGGAUGCACCAUUUACUACUUUAGUGUGGCAGUUUUUGUAUUUUUACUUUUUUAAACUAGUCUCUUGUGCCCUUGUGUUUAACAAGGUUUUUUUUUUAAAAAAAAAAAAAAAAAGAAAAAAUGUGAAUAUGACAUACUGUGUUUGUAUCAAUCAUACACUAGCGUUUACAAAUCUGUUUUCACAUCCUUUUCAGAGUUCUGCCAUAUGAAUAGCAUGUGCUGCUGAGAAUGAGCCUAACUGAAUACGAGUCAGCAGUGUGCCCUGGCAGCCAAAAGGGCCAGCCAUGUCCUGGGAUGGUGCAUCACGCACACAUCACUAGCUAGCUAAGGGAGGUCACUGUCCCAUGCUACACUGUGCUGGCACAGCCCCAAGCACUGAGCACAGUUUUGGAUGCCUCAACAUAACAAGGACAUCAAACUAUUACAGUGUCCAGAGGAGGGUGACCAAGAUGGUGAAUAAUCUCAAGGGCCAGACUUAUGAGGAGCAGCUGAGGUCACUUGGCUUGUUCAGCCUGGAGAAGGCUGAGGAGUGCCCUUAUCGCAGCCCGUACCUUCCUGGGGGCAGGGGACAUCGGAGGGGGAGGUGCUGGUCUCCUCUCUCUGGUGACCAGCAACAGGGCACAAGGGAAUGGAAUGAAGCUGUGUCAGGGGAAGUUCAGCCUGAACACGAGGAAAAGGUUUUUCACUUGAGAGGGUGGUCAGUUACUAGAACAGGCUUCCCAGGGAAGCAGUCACAGCACCAAGCCUGUCAGAGUUCAAAGAGCAUCAGGACUAUGCUCUUAGUCAUAUGGCUUAGUGUUAGGUAGUCCUGUGAGGAGCAGCGAGUUGGACUUGAUGGCCCUUAUGGGUCCCUUCCAACUUGAGAUAUUCUAUGAUUCCAAUUAUUUCAAGGAGACAAAAUCUGUGUUACAUAUUGAAGGAAUCCUGGGGGUGGGUGGGGGGUGGUGGUGAGCAAGCAAAGCACCUUCUUUCAUAGGGAACCAGUAUUCUCCCCUUUUCCCUCACAGGCUAAUUAAGGAAGUGUAAUUGAAGAGCUCUUCUUGUAGCAGCCCCACGCCCUUUUCCCCCAGGCAUCUUUCCCAAGAGACUAGAGGGAUAAUUGUGAAAUACUUACUUAUUGGGUUUUAGUCAGAGGAGGAAGCUGUUUGAAGUACAGUUCUUAUCACAACUCUACCGCAUUUUUGCUCCAUGGAACAAGAACGGCCUCUUCCUUUGUAUGCAGGAUUCUUUGAGGAUACUUCUUCACUUGUCUUAAAUUAAUUCUUAUUUGGGUUAAAUUAUCUUAAUAGCCACAGAGACCCUUCUCAAAGUUUACAAGACUUGUAUUACUAAAAUCUGGUUUAACCCUGGCUUUGUCAUUCCCUUUUCAACGGGUAUUCAAGCAACAACAUCAUCACCAGAUUCUUUUGUUACAGAAGGUUUCCAGCCUUUUUCUUGCCUCAAAGGAUAGCACCACUGUUCUGCAACCAAACAGUCAAACAAAACAAACGAACAAACAAAAAAAAAAAUCACUCGCCCCACACCCCACCUUAAGCUCAUACUAGAAGGAUGUGAACCCUCUACUGUGUCUAAAGGCUUUGCUGUAGUAAUUUUUGUACCCAACCUGGGGUAGAUCAGUUGUUUAAACUUUAGUGCCAAGGACCCCAUUAACUAUAGAGAAAGUGUAAGACAGAAUUUAAUACUCGCACCUCCUGAAUUCGACUUUAGCUUUCUAAACAGCACACUGACCAAGUGAACCUGCCAGUGGCUUCAAGUUACAGAAUCUAAUUUAGAAACAAUAGCCAUUUGUGUGUUACUCUAAAUGGGAGACUGUUCAAGAAAUUAAGACUUAGAUGAGCACUUUAAAUAAAAGUGCUUUCAUUUAUUUUACAGUUUUCUAAUUCCUCCAACAUAGGUUUUCAUUUUAGCAUUUAGGUAUUCUAGCAAUAUCUGGCGUUUUCACUGGCUUCUGUGUUUUAAAUACUUUACUCCUGUGCCCAGUAGGAGUAACAGUGUGCUACCCAUUUCAUUUGUCUGUACAGUCCUUUUUAAUAAAUGUUUGUUUCAUGUCGUGCUUU